Molecule: messenger RNA, 687 nt
Organism: Serendipita indica DSM 11827
Lineage: Eukaryota; Fungi; Basidiomycota; Agaricomycetes; Sebacinales; Serendipitaceae
Source: the annotation of a GenBank genome assembly
AUGGAGAGGCAUCGCCGCGGAGAGCAACCGUACGCUCUUGUAACGGAUUCCUCUCAAGGAAGGGAGUUUGCUCUCGAACUUGCGCGGUUAGGGUUCAACGUGAUCAUCCACUCGUUUAGUGAAGAGGAACUCGCACCUGCUCGCAACGAAUUUGCAUUCAAAUAUCCUCAAAUCACUGUCAAGAUGCUUGUACAGGAUUCAUCCGUCGUCGUAGACUGGCUGAAUCUUAUCAAACAUGUGGAGGGCUUGAAUAUCACGGUACUCAUCAAUAAUGUAGGCGCAUCCCCAACUCCUUUUAAACCAUUCGACAUCAUCUCGGAUGAUGUGAUUGAGAAAUGCAUCCGUGUCAACAGCAUAUUCCCAACACAAUUCACACGAAAUCUGCUACCAACGCUCAUCGAACGUUCUCCUUCCCUCAUACUCGAUAUCUGCUCAGCAUCGAAUUGCGCGCGAAGUGGAUUCAUUACAGUCCUCGUCUGGUCACAGGCCCUUUAUCACGAGCUCAAGCUCCUGAAGAGGGAUGCAGAGUGCAAGGCAGUUAUGACUGAGAAUAUUCAGACGUACGGUCAUAAUGUUCGAACGACCCUUGUCACUCCAACGGCUGAAGUCUCGCCCGUUCAGCUUUAUCUCGUGCUGAUAGUCGCGGGCCAGUGUAUGUUGGCUGGUGGAGACAUGCAGUGCAUGUGA